This is a messenger RNA of Durusdinium trenchii, 1777 nucleotides long. The record is from the annotation of a GenBank genome assembly. NCBI's taxonomy places the organism in Eukaryota, Dinophyceae, Suessiales, Symbiodiniaceae.
UUGGUUUCAGCCGCGGAAGAUCUUCCCAGUGUUAGUCACUAGGGGCCUGAACAGAAAACAGGAUCACUUGGAAGUGGAGUGACAAAGCAGCUGCUGAGCGUCUUCGGGAGAGAAAACAACAGGGUCUUUCAGAAAAACCAUGCCAUCCGGAUAUCCACUUCCAUGUUAGUGAGUCGGAGUCUAAAGAAAACCACUGCUGCAAAGGGAGGUCCAGGAUGAUUCCAAUGUUGAGUAGGACAUGGGGGAUUGUUAUGCCAUGUGGUGCCUUCACGGCUCAAGAACACGAGGAAGGCUUCAAAAGCCAGUCUCGCCAUGCUUCUGGAGGAAGUGCCAGUCGCAGUCGAUUCCUUCAACCAUGAUGGGGGUGUGCUCUUUUUUUGCAGCCAUGCCCAUGAAGACCAUUUGAAAGGAUUGAAUAAAAAGUGGCGCAAAGGUCCGCUUUUCGCCUCAGCCAUUACAAGACAACUCCUUCUGCUAAAGUGGCCCUCUUUGGAGAUCACUGCAUUGGAGCUUGGGCGAACCUACCAGAUUCCAUUGAUGGAUGGCUUGGAGAUCGAAGUCUACCUCAUAGAUGCAAACCACGUUCCGGGGUCCGUGAUGUUUCUCUUUUCCGGAUAUUUUGGAAGUGUCUUGUACACCGGGGAUUUCAGACUACAUGAAAAGCAUCAAGACAUUGCUUCGCUCGCACCUGUGAGAGACCUGGUUGGGCCUUUUUUGCAGGUGAACUUUGGGUCUUUUUCAAAGACAGGAGACAAAGGGCUCUCACGCAUCUAUUUGGACAACACCUUCUGCGACCCUCGCUUCCAACAGCCGAGCCGAGAAGACGUCGCAGCAGCUAUCUCCAAGCGCUUCCGGCGCAAAUGGCCCUGCAUCAUUUUCGUCGAGAGCUAUCGUUUGGGCAAGGAGACGCUACUGCUUCACCUGGCGCAGAAGUUGAGAAGCCGAGUUCUAGUCUCCGAAGAGAGGAAGAAAACCAUGAGGGCGUGUGGCUUUGAGAGUGACCAGGUGCAAAUUCAAAGCUGCGACCCCUUGCAGGCCUCCGAGGACUUGCUGCAGACGGAGGCCUUGAGGGGCUGCAUUUGGGCCAUCUCUCGGCAAAACUUGAGGAAAGGCAUGUGGCAGGCGAGCGAUUCGGGAUGUGCAUUCCAUGGUAUUCGUGCCACUGGCUGGGCUGAACAAGCCCGAAAGGAAGAGUCGAUGCCAAGCUGCGAAGACUUAGAUGAGAACCUGGUCGCGGUCAGUGAUGAUGGGGUGUUCCAUUACUUAUACUCAGAUCAUUGCUCCUUCUUGGAACUCGUGCAGUUCCUGCAGUUCCUCCCCAAAGCUCCAGUGACCUUCAUUUCUCCUGUGGGGUCAUCAGAGGGAACCUACAGCUUUGAUGGUGCGGAUGGCAUCCAAAAGCUCAUGGCCUCUGCCUCAGUGCCUUCCAUCCGCUACAGCGAGCGCCCCACCCGCUGCUUCGAGAAGACCAGCCUCCCCCGCGCCAAGCGGAAGGCGGAAGGUCCUCACGAGGAGGAUGGAUAUGAGCAGAAGAAGAGCGCAGGAGCGUGAACCAAUUCAAUGCACUCGAUGUGGUCAAUUUAGCACAUUAGCUAGUCUCAUGCAAUAGCUAGUUAGGGGAUGCGCAAGCAGCGCGAUAGCACGUUCGCGCGCGAACGUGCCCGUGAUUACGGGGAGCAGCUUUGCCAGGAAACAGGACAGGAUGGGCACCCUGCAGCCACCAAGAAGGAUACCUAGAAAGGCUGUAGUGGCCUAAAGUCCGACUAUAACUUGAGCG